CCUUUGUGAUAAACACUACCACUAGCAACUCCACCACCAGCAUGCCAUUAUAAAAAGCCACAUAGAAAAAGUUUGGCCUCCAAGAACCCUUUCCUUCACUUCACACCCAAAUUCACAACCAAAUUCAUUCAUUCAUUAAUUCUCAGAUUCUAGCAGAGCAAGAACUCCGGUGGUGAUUCGAAAGAUGUGGCGUGGGCUGGCAACAAUGAGGCAAAAUCUCCAGAACAUAAGGAAGAGCCCCAGAGUAGCAGAUGAGAGCAUGGUGAUUGGAGGUGGGAACCUAGCAGAACUGCCAAUUUUUGCAGGACAUGGUCAUCAACAUCAAAUGGAUAGAAGAUCUUCAUCGCGGGUACGUUGGAUUAAGGGGUUUUCGGUGUUGUACAGUGUUGUGCUUGUGCCAUUUUCUGCUCUCUCUUGCUUUUCUCAACCUCAUGUUCAUGGUGCUGAUGGGGUCUGGGCAUCUGGUGAAUUUGCCCAGAUAACAGAGAUGAAUCACCUCAUGGUAAGUGACAGCAUGCGCUAUGCCAUCUUGAUGUGAAAAAAUAAAAAAGAAGAAGAAGAAAAUCAAUUUAAGUUAAUUAUAACAAUUGUAGCAGAUCUUGUUUUUGCAGCAGUGUACUAAUUUGCAUGGAUGGCAAAAGAGAGCCAACUUUUAGAUGGUGAUCCGUGUAAAAAUGUUUCCCAUAAUUUUAUCAAUGAUAUGUUGGUGAAGUAAUACUAUAUAUGUUAUA
Molecule: messenger RNA, 731 nt
Organism: Prunus avium (sweet cherry)
Lineage: Eukaryota; Viridiplantae; Streptophyta; Magnoliopsida; Rosales; Rosaceae
Source: RefSeq, a predicted model, not a curated record